UGUGUGUGUGUGUGUGUGUGAUGUUAUUCAAGGACACGUUGAGCUAGAAAGCAGCCACUUGUUCCCACAUGAAACUUUUUUUUUUUAAAAACGCAAUAAAACAAAAAGUCUCACUUGUUCCGGUAUUGGCGUUGUGAACAAAGAUGGCUCCCCCUCAGAAGGCUCGGUUGGGAUGCGAAGUGGCGAGGAAAUGGAAAGCAACAGCUGCACCCGGCACCGCCUACAAGCGUGCCGGCGUGGCGCCCGCACCGCCCUGGCCCGGACACCCCCGCCGCAUGGGGCAGAUUUGGAGGGCCGAGUGUCCUCCCCGUCCGCUCCCUCACCUGCCUGUCUUCCAUGGCCGCCACGCGGAGGAGAGCGCCGAGCGUCCCCACCUGGUCACCAUCAUACGGCCCGGUCAGAGCGCAUUGCGGAAGGUCAGCGUGCUUUUGAACCGGAGGGGCGUGGUCUCUUUCGAGCAGCUGCUAUUGGACAUCUCCGAGGCGCUGGGCUUCCCUCGCUGGCACAGAUCUCGAGUGACACGACUCUUCACCACCUUCGCCUGGGAGGUGAAGAGCAUUAGCGACUUCUUCCGUGGCGAUGCGGCCUUCCUGGCGCUGGGCAAAGCUCGACCGGAGCUGAGCAGCCUGCAGGAGGCGCUGGAGGAGCUGUUCCCUGAGAAUUCCCGUUACCAAGCCGAGGCGCUGCUGGUCUGGGAGAAGAAACUCCGACCGGCGUUGGAUAAAGCCGUUAAAGCGGACAGCGGGUACAGCGAGGGGAUGAACCGGAACAAGAACCGUGGUCCAGAUGCAAGAGACGCGGCUCCGUUUGGGAAUGGAGACACGGACAAGGUAAAGAUGGCUGCUUCCAGGAAAGCCGCUCACCUGCCCAACCAUCUACAGAGGCUACGUGUGAGGGGCGGGUUCUGCGAGGCACCGCCACCUCUCAUUGGUCGAUUCAAGCAGGAACUGGAGCGCGAGAACGGAGACAAACACUUCACUUCUCUGUGUGAGGGAUGCUUAUCAAGAAGACCCGAACGUCCCAGUCCGGAAUGGGUGGACCCGCUUUCGGGAAGGGUCCCUCUUCCUCCAGUGUCCAGGAAGCAAAGAGGACGUUCACCACAGACACAGGAAGUGAGGUGGAGUCCUCCACCUCCAGGACUAGAAAAAGCCUCGGGUCCUCCCUCAGAGGGCAGCGAGGUCUCCCAGGCGGACAUCGAGCGCCUGUACGACAUCGGUCGCCAGGUCGGGGACGGCAACUUCGCCGUGGUGCACGAGUGCCGCCGCCGCAUCGACGGGCAGACUUUGGCCGUGAAGAUCGUGGAGCGCUCGCGGCUGGUGGGCCGAGAGCACAUGCUCCAGAACGAACUGUGCCUGCUGGGCAGCCUGCGCCACCCCCGCAUCGUGCGGCUGCUGGCCCACCAUCACACGCCGGCCCGCACCUACCUGGUCAUGGAGCUGGCCGGCGGCGGUGACCUCUUUGAGACCAUCAGCCAGCGAGGGAGCUUCCCUGAGGCCGAGGCCGGACUGAUGGUGUCGGACGUGAGCGAGGCGCUCAAGUACAUCCACCGUAGGAGCGUCGUGCACCGGGACCUCAAACCAGAGAACCUGCUGGUUGUCCACGCCGCCGCCGGCAUCACCAGACUCAAGCUGGCAGACUUUGGUCUCGCCAUGAUCGUGACCGAGCCCGUCUUCACCAUAUGUGGGACGCCGACUUACGUCGCACCAGAGAUUCUCUCGGAGACAGGUUACGGUGUCGAGGUGGACAUGUGGGCUCUCGGCGUCAUCCUCUACAUUCUCUUGUGCGGCUUCGCCCCGUUUCGAAGUCGAGAUCGGGACCAAGAGGAGCUGUUUCAGAUCAUCAAACAAGCGCAGCUCCACUUCCUGUCCCCGUAUUGGGACACCGUUUCACCAGAAGCCAAAGAUCUCGUCUCCGGACUUCUCCAGUCUGACCCCGCAGCCAGGAUGACCGCUGAGCAGAGCCUGCAGCACCCUUGGCUGAGGGCCAUGGCGUCGUGUUGCCAGCAGAGGGCGCUACGCUGCAAAGAUGACAGGAGCCCAGAUUGUCCAGAAGAAGAAUGGAGCCGACACACCAAAGCAGCCCACAAGAGUCCACGGGACUAUCUGACACGGCACCCAACAGAGACCCAGUCACCUGGGAGGCAGGCUUCUCAGGACGGUGCUGUCCACGCCCACUGCAGCGACCACCCGCCAAUCAAAAAAAACAAUCAGCCCAACGACAGGUAAUGCAGGGUUUGGUCCACAUUCAUCUUCUGGAACUUUCACGUUCUUGUUACCAUUGAUACUCAAUCAAAUACUGCAUGCAUGUCAUCCCUAC
Messenger RNA from Doryrhamphus excisus (bluestripe pipefish), 2316 nucleotides. RefSeq names its product doublecortin-like kinase 3 (gene dclk3). The record is from RefSeq and is a predicted model, not a curated record. NCBI's taxonomy places the organism in Eukaryota, Metazoa, Chordata, Actinopteri, Syngnathiformes, Syngnathidae. Gene Ontology annotation, biological process: intracellular signal transduction; protein phosphorylation. Gene Ontology annotation, molecular function: ATP binding; protein kinase activity.